Molecule: messenger RNA, 909 nt
Organism: Arachis stenosperma
Lineage: Eukaryota; Viridiplantae; Streptophyta; Magnoliopsida; Fabales; Fabaceae
Product: protein cornichon homolog 4-like
Exons: 5
Coding region: 135-539 (134 amino acids)
Biological process (GO): vesicle-mediated transport
Source: RefSeq, a predicted model, not a curated record
GUUUUUUUUUUUUAUGAAUUCUCUCGUAUUUUUGGGACACCAAAAAACAAAUAGAGAAGAGAGAAGAGAGAAGAGAGAAGAGAGAUAAACAGAGAGAGAGAGAAGAGAGAGAGAGGCAUGCAGUGGUGGCUGUUAUGGGGGAAGUGUUUUAUUGGAUCUUCACGUUUCUUCUAAUUUUGGCCCUUCUCGGUCUUCUCGGUUACCAGCUAAUAAUGUUGGUAGACCUGGAGUUUGACUAUAUCAACCCAUAUGAUUCAACGUCUCGGAUUAACCAGGUUAUCUUGCCUGAAUUCAUCAUCCAAGGGAUCUUCUGCGUCACCAAUCUAUUAGCAGGACACUGGGUUAUAUUCUUGAUAGGACUCCCUUGCAUGUAUUACAAUGUGAGAUUGUACAUUAAAAAGGAGCAUUUAGCUGAUGUUACUGAAAUCUACAAUAAACUGAAUUGGGAAAAAAAGAUGCGGUUAUUUAAAGUUGGACAUUCCGUCUUGCUAUUUGUCCUUUCUGUGCUAAGCUUGGUAUGGAGCCUUUCUGAGGAAUAGCAUGAACUGAAGUAGUUUAUCUCCAUGCCUGCUGCUGAUGAAAACAUUCUAUGCUUUUGUGAGCGAAAUCCAUCUUUUGAGCUGAAUUCCAUGGGCAUGCAUACAACAAUGCUAGUAGCAACAACACCACCAGUUGCAAACUAUAACAAUAGUUUCUGUUUGGUUCAGAGGAAUUUUUGUUCAAGGUUGCUAGCAAAUGAUUUGUCAAAUAUUUUAUUGGUUGCGCUCUCUCAUAAUAUGUGAAUGCUUCCUAUGCCACUAUCCAAAAAUGUAAAUUGGGAGUAAUGUGAAGGCCUUAAAGGAAUAAAGGCUUAUAAAUUAUUAAUCUCGAUUUGUUUUUGUUUCUAUGAAGCUUUCUAAACUAACAUUU